AUGGCGGCCCAGACACCAGUUCCUGGGUGUCCUCGCCAUAAAGGGAUGGGGUUUGUUUAUGUGUGUAAAUCGUGUGAGGACGAGUUAAUUUGUAUGGACUGUGUUACAGACAGUCACUACGGUCAUAAGAUGGGUAAACUGACUGAUUACGUGGCGGACCAGAAACGUGAGAUACAGCAGUAUGUUGACAAGCUUUCCAGAACCGACAUUCCUAAAAUCAAGGAGGAUAUUCGUGAACAGGAGACGAGCGGUGGAGGAUAUCAGAAAGUUAUCAGUGACAUUAAACGUCAGGGGGAAAAGAUGAAACACAACAUCGAUAACGCCAUUGACUUGAUUGUGAAGAUGUGUACCGAGCUAGAGAAACUGAAUAAAAGUGUUUCUGAGAAAAACAAAACUACACUAACACAACAUCUGAGGGAGGACCUGGAGCCAAAACUGGACAGAUGCCAGCAGGUAUGGCAUGUAUGCAAACCCGGGACCAUCUCCACCGAACUUCUGGAACGCAUGCUUGGUAAGGUACUCGUCGACGGAGAAGAUCAGUCGUACAAACCGAUUCCGACACCUGUGGUUCUGUCCGAGUUUGAGAAGUCGUUUCCUUACGAUGUAUGUCGUACAUGUCUUACUGGUGACGAGGCAUGGUUAUCGUACUGGGACGCUGAAAGCGUGUAUCGGGUUGACAUAAAAGGCAGUGUAAAGAAGACAAUCAAGUGUAAGGUCAAAGUCGAUUCGAUCUUUGUAUCCCCGACCACGGGUAGGGUGUGGUUCUGUGUGAUAGAUGACCGAAGUAUCCGGGAAAUCACGACGGGUGGUGAAGUUGUUACACGCUUUAACGUUAACGAGACACCAUAUUCUCUGUGUAUCACUAGUGAUGACAUGGUGGUGGUGGGGAUGGAUGGAGGAAUACAACUGUACACUACAGACGGCCGGGCAGUGUCAGCUGGAGCGGGUGGUCCUUGUCGACAGGUGGCAGACUGGCCACAUAACAUGGUGUCUAGUUCUCUGACCGGGGAUGUAGCUGCUGUUGAUAGUGACAAUGUAGGUUAUGAUGACUACAUCGCUGGUAAGACACCAGACAAACAGCCUCACGUCAUCGUGAUGGAUAAACAACUAAACCUGAAGUUUCGCUGUAAAGACAUUGGUACAACUAAAUCAAACAAAAGUUCAAGUCAGUCAUCAAAGUUUUCCCCGUCUGAUGUUUGUUUUGAUGGAGCUGGUGAUAUCCUCGUAACGGAACGCAUCACCAAGUCGGUACUACUGAUUGACGGGAAUACUGGACGCUGUAUGAGGACUGUUUAUACAUCCGAUGGAAGUGCACCAAUGUGUAUCAGUCUACACGAGGACGGUACCCUCUGGGUCGGACACAGGGACGAUAGAAUGAAAAUACUCAAAUAUAAAUAG
This is a messenger RNA of Pecten maximus, 1398 nucleotides long. RefSeq lists its product as uncharacterized. The coding region runs from base 1 to 1398 and encodes 465 amino acids. Gene Ontology annotation, molecular function: zinc ion binding. Lineage: Eukaryota; Metazoa; Mollusca; Bivalvia; Pectinida; Pectinidae. The transcript has 2 exons. The record is from RefSeq and is a predicted model, not a curated record.